Hyla sarda is the source of this 845-nucleotide messenger RNA. RefSeq names its product progonadoliberin-2. Gene Ontology annotation, molecular function: hormone activity. NCBI's taxonomy places the organism in Eukaryota, Metazoa, Chordata, Amphibia, Anura, Hylidae. The record is from RefSeq and is a predicted model, not a curated record. The transcript has 4 exons. Gene Ontology annotation, biological process: multicellular organism development. The coding region runs from base 221 to 478 and encodes 85 amino acids. Gene Ontology annotation, cellular component: extracellular region.
GUAGUCGCUGCAGCAGCAGUACUAAUAGUAGUAGAAGUAGUAGCAGCGACAUUUGUAGCAGCGGUUCUACUAUCGUGACAUAGACUUUUAUGGCAAGUACAUCGUUUUUGCCUCCAUACAAAUCACUAAUAAGACCUCAAUAUAAGAAGAACCUGGUGGAAUUGAUGCAGAGAAGGCCUACCAAGACCCAGUUCUGUGAACUGUGACCCUAAACAGACUCAUGGCCUGCCAAAGCCACCUGGUACUCCUCCUCCUCGUCCUGAUAGCAGUCAGCACACAGCUAUCACAGGGACAGCACUGGUCUCAUGGUUGGUACCCAGGAGGCAAGAGAGAGCUGGAUAUGCCUUCAUCCCCAGAGAUCUCAGAAGAAAUUAAGCUUUGUGAAGGAGAGGAAUGCGCUUAUCUCAGGAACCCCAGGAAAAACCUGUUAAAGAACAUAUUGGCUGAUGUACUGGCGCGGCAGCUACAGAAGAAGUAACGUUAUAACCGAUUACUCUACGCGUUUUCAUCCUCCGAUUCCUGCGUUGUUUUGAAGCCACGCCUUGUUUACCAUCCCCCAAGACUUGUCGGUGACCGGGCAUCACUCGCGCUCCUUGGCAUUAUGUUUUAUUUCUGUAUUGGAGGGGGGAGGGGUGCGGCAGGGGUUUACAACACAUUCCUUAUAUUCUGGGAUCCAGUAUUUGUAACCAGGGAGAAUUUUCAUUUUCCGUUCUUGUAUCAUGAACCGCUAGCGUCUAGGUACCUGUGAUUUAUUUUAUUUUUUUCAUACAUCGCAUUUUGUAUUUUCCUGAGAUUUUUUCGGAAAUGUGUUUAGCUAGGUGACGCUAAAAAUGGGGCAUCUUGAA